Messenger RNA from Geodia barretti, 3749 nucleotides. NCBI's taxonomy places the organism in Eukaryota, Metazoa, Porifera, Demospongiae, Tetractinellida, Geodiidae. The record is from the annotation of a GenBank genome assembly.
GUGGCCGAAGAAGGCGAGUCGUUGUGCGUUGCCAGCGCGGUGUGGGCAGGAUCCUCUGUGGUGAGACCUCUCUGCUCGUACUACUGCCGCACAAUAGAACGUCCGGAGAAUCAGCUACAGAGAGAGAAACGUCUCCACUGUAAGCACGGGCCGGUAGAUCUCACGCAACAAUCGCCUUCCGCCGGUUGAAGCAACGGUAGAGAUGUCGACUUUCUGGGUUGGCGGCGACAUGGAGGAGGAAGAAGAAGAGGCGGCUCCGGGGCAGACAGGUGCGGAGAGAGAGUCGGAGGAGAACGCGGAGUCUCGUCACAAUCUCGGGCAGGCCUGGGAAAUUGACUUCGGGUCCUCGAGCCAGUCGAAACCGAAGAAGAUGCCCCGUUUUCUCUCCAAGACGAAGCCCCAGACCCAGACUGUGGUGGUCAAGGCCGCAACACCCAGUCCAACCUCUGCCAAACAAGGAACGAAAGAGAAGGGUAAGCCCCUCUCAUCAACAACAAGGGCCACAUACAAGAAGUCGACACCGACCCAUCUAGCAGUGAAACCUCGAACUGCAUCCUCUGCUCCGGCAAAAACCUCGGGCAAGUUUGCUACGGCCAGCAUAUCGUCGAAAUCCAGUGUUCAGUCGCGAACGUCAACGGCAAAAUCUUCAGCCAGUGGCACACCUUCGCUGUCUUCAAGAUUAACUCCAGCAGCCGGUAGAGGGGCUGCAAGGAAUCCAAAUUCAUCCCUCUCUACCGCAGCUUCCAGAGCCAGGCCUUCCUCUGCACCCUCGUCAGCGUCAAAAACUGGCCGUCGGAACAGCGGAAGUGGUGGGGGUACGGGUAUAUCCCUCUUCUCAAAGAGAAAAUCGUCAAACACCAACUUGCCAGCGACGAAGGAACCAGGGGAGAAGACCGGAGGGAGAAAACUGUCUGCACUCUGGAGAAAGAGAGGCUCAAAGGACCAGAUAAAGACCGAGAGAGGAGGAGAGGGAGGGGGAGGGAGGAGAGAAUUGUCAGGGAAGGGAUCCGAGAGUGGAGAAGGUGGCACCAGGAUCCCACAGAGUAGGGCACUCCCUCGCGGAAGUCCAGGGAUGUCUCGAGCUUCGACUGGAAGGGGAGGGGGAGGGAGGGUGUCGGCCAGCUCAAAGAAAUCGAGCAUUGUUCAGAGCAGUGGAGACAUGGACGACGGGUGGGGGUGGCAGGAGGGGGAGGAGGGAGGGGCUACAGACGAGAGAGGUUUCGAAACGUCGGGUGCCACGCGGGGGAGCUGGGCUAUGAAACAGCAGGAAAACUUUGAGCGCCUGCAAUCAGAGCAGUUUUCCCCACGGCUCCAGACGACCCCGGACAUCCCAAACUCUCGGGCGACUCGUCGGAAGUUGAAGGAGGUCCAGCGCUGGGUUCACGAGGUCACGAUACACACCCAUGGACAACAGAUGCAGGAGACUCUGGAAAGAGGAGGGAGAGAGGUACGGAUGGCUGCCGUCCCUGAAGAAAUGGCCAGCAGAAAAUUUCUCGACCUCAGAAGAUGGUACUGUAUGUCUCGGCCUCAGUACAGCCGAUCGUGUGGGAUAUCCUCAGUCGUGUCCUGCUGGAAUUUCAUCUUCUCCACUCUCGGCAACGGAAGCCUUCCUCCAAUGACGCAAGAGGAAGCACUCUCAUUGUUAGGAUUCAAACCUCCGUUCGGUGAGAUAAAAUUUGGACCCUUCACCGGAAACGCGACCGUCAUGAGGUGGUUCAAGACACUAUGCAAUCAUAGAGAUGUUUCGGGAAGGGCCUACUUUUUCUACAAGCCUGUCGGGAAGGGGAGGACGUUUGGCCUGAAACCUGCGCAUGCCCUGGCCAGUCUGAAGGAAGGGCUACAAGACCCGCACACUGCCUUCAUAUACCACUGCUGGAACCACUACUUUUGCCCCAUUGGAUACGAAGAGGUCCCCAGGGAAUGCCAGAAUGCCUACAGUGUGGGUCUGGGAGAGGACGAGGUGGAGAACUGGAUUCUCAUUGGAGAGCCAAGUCGCAAGCAUCCCGGGAUUCACUGCAAGAAAUGGGAUGACAUAGUCCUGGACCUCACGUGUGAGUCUCCUCAAUGUUUCAACAUCCGUCACCCGGAGCGCGGCGUCCAGACUCGACCCUCCACCAAAAGACCCGGCAGCAACCUCCACUGUAUCAUGGCCUUUACAAUGCAGGAGAGCGGAGAAUGGGGAAUAACAGACGACUCUGUGUCACCGGAACCACACAGAGAGAUGUCUGCAGUGAGAACUACAACACCGGUCGAGACGCUGGAUAGCUCCGAGUCUGAUUUUCCAAUCGGAACGAUGGAAGAGCAGAGUAGAGGGGUUAGGGAGGAGAAGGAUGGAAUUGAAACGCUCACGAGAGGCGAUGCGGCUAAACUGUGCGUCUGGUCGGAUGGAACUACACCCUCUCCCACAAGCAGUCUCGGGAGAGGGGAGAUGGAAGUUUUGCGCGACAGAGAAACGGUUGGAGACAGAGGGAGCGAGGGUGGGGUGGAAAAGGAAGCAGGGAGUUUGGUUGAAGGGGACGAAGAGGGACAAGUUGAAGAUGUCAACGCUACAGGGUUUGAUCCACAGGAGGAGAAUGUGGUAGCACCGAUCACAUCUCGAUCAGGAGAACUGAUUGCUGACCUACCAGAUGAUCCUGUACAUGUAGAAGUAAUUGAAGUAGUAGAUGAAAAAGAGGAAGACCUAAUGAAUAAGACACUGACGCCAGCGAAGGACGAUAGCGAAGCAACUGGCAGAACGGAAAAUCAACCGUUCCUAGAAACCAACAGAUUCGAUACAGCUGAUAAUCAAUCAGAGACUAAUGAAAGAACGGAAAAUCAACCGAUGAUAGAAGUCAACAGAUCUGAGACUCCAGAUAAACACUUUGUGAGGCGAGGUGCUACCUAUCGUAAGACCAGAUCAUCCCUAUCACCUGUAGUGAAUCUAGAAGGUGGGCAACAAUUAGAAGAAGCUGCCACAGAUGAUGAUCCAGUAAUGCCUGGAGACUACACAAGGCGAAGUGGGACUUUCAGAAAAGAGAAACCUUCGCUUUCCACGACGACCAUUCAUAUCGACAUACCCGAUGCAAGAAUUAGUUCGACGGCUGCAGAUACUAACACAACAGACAUUGGUGGUAGGUCUGCAGUUGAGGACACAAGAAACGUGAGUGCUCUCCAAUUAGAGUCAACCAUCGACUACAGAGAUGGUGAUGGUGAUGGCAACUUGGAAGUAGUACUUGCAACUGAUCAAGAAUCUGGUCUAAAACGAAGCGGCACCUUCAGAAAAGAGAAACCAACACUGGAAGUUUCUCCGAUUGUUAGAAGAGGCUCAAACGCCAGCCAGCAUAGCGAUCAAGACCGAAACUCAGACCACGAUUUUCAAGACGUGACCCGUCGUACGAGAAGCACUGAGCCAGCGACACAAAGCCCCAUCCCCAUACCAACAGUUUCUCUUACUCUGCCGCCAAACUCGGUCCCCAUAGUGGCCUACCCAGAUAGUGAUGAUGACAGUAGUGUGGAGGAGAGCUAUCUAUUGGUGGACGAAGACCCGGCGUCUCUCAUUGGGAGGGGGGUCAGAAGAAGUGGAACUUUCACCAAAGAAAGACCUAAUAGCACACUCUUUGGAGAUGACUACUUCUGAAGUAAUCAUCAAAAUAUCAGUUUUAGAACUCAUCCUCUGUUCAAUGAUGUAUGAUAUUGCACCAGUUUCAGAUUCAGUUAUCAAUCAUGUGUUCAACAAAUUUCAGAAGAUUCUAAGUGUGACAUGCUUGUCU